This is a messenger RNA of Moneuplotes crassus, 1025 nucleotides long. Lineage: Eukaryota; Ciliophora; Spirotrichea; Euplotida; Euplotidae. The record is from the annotation of a GenBank genome assembly.
AUGGCUGAUCCUAGCUUCUCUUCAAGUAACUUACCAAAACUUAGCGAUAUUCAAGAUUAAUUCUAGCUAUAGACCUAUUUAUACUUAUGAAUAAGCCUAAUCCUCCACGCAAACAAAGAACAUUUAACCUGAAAUUAUCUCAAUCAAAAACCCAAGAAAAUUGAACCAAAAUUGAACAAAUCCCUCCAGAAAACCCUAUAAAUCAGAGCAAAAAUAGCCAGAAUAGUUCCAAAUUUAAUACUAAUUUUACCUCAAAUACAAAAUUCUUAAAACAGAAUCAUAAGCCAAUGAGCUUAAAUUUUGGCCAGCCCAGAAGCCUGGCUAGGGUCCGAACUGAGAAAUAUUCCCUCAAGAAGGCAGGAAGGGCUCAGAAACAAAGUAAUAGCCCCAGUCCUCGCCAAAAGAUUCUUGAAAUCAACUAAAAACCACGGAAAUGUUCCAAACAACUGAAAAUUAGCCACCAAUGAUAUACAACCCGGUUUGAAACUCAAACGAGGAAAGAAGAGACUCCUUCAGAAAGGUAUCUCAGAGACAUUGUUUCGGGACUGGCGAGCAGAGCUCAGUAAACAUACUGGCCUAAGCCCUGUGCUGGAUAGGUCACCUCCUUUGGCUCAGACACAGCCAAAAUGCUUCGCCUUUGAAUCUGCGACCAGGAGCAGAAGUAAUUUUCAAAAAGAGGAGGAGUUAAAACUCAACAAUAAACAAAGAGAACUGAUGUGAAAGUCCUCAAGAGCGAUCAAACGUCAAGAUUUAAAGAAUACAGAACCCUUGGUAGUUACAGAGUCUAAAUAACAAACCUAAAUCAAGAAACCUCAAGCAACGUUCGAGAAUCAUGACUGCCCGGACUAAGACUAGAAAUAUCCUAAAAAGAGACUUAAAGAAGGCAUUCACUCUAAACCUUCUACCCAAGCAACGCCCCCUCUACAAGAGAUGAAGAGAGAACUUUGAUUACUUGUUCAAAGGAGGUGUAAUGGAAGCCUCAAACUCUAUAAAAAAUGGGUAUGAUAAACCACCACCACAGAAGA